UCUACAAGGUGCUAGGAAAGAGGAAAAGAACCGGGCGAAUCUGCUGAAGCGGAUCUUCCGGCUGUGAAAGCAGGGCGAUGGUCAGCUGACGGUUGACAGCGCGCCGAGUGCAGUCGACUGGGAACUCCAGGAGCCGCGGAGUUCUAUAGAAAUCCUGCCAAAGAAGAUGAAGAAAAACAGAGAAAGAUUCUGCAACAGAGAGAGGGAAUUUGUAUAUGAAUUCAAAGUGGGAAGUCAGUGCUUAGAACUGAGGGUGCCUCUCAAAUUCCCUGUCCAGGAGAAUGCCAGUCAUUUACAUGGACGUCUGAUGCUGCUGCACAAUUUACCGUGUUUCAUAGAAAAAGACUUAAAAGAAGCUCUGAGCCAGUUUAUAGAAGAAGAAUCGCUCAGAGAUCACGACAGAAAUGCUGAAGCCUGCCUGGAGGCUGUGACGUCCAGUGAAGUGGACUUGCAUCAGCUGGCAGGGUCAUGGGCCAAAGCCUACGCUGAGACCACGUUAGAGCACGCGCGGCCGGAGGAGCCCAGCUGGGAUGAGGACUUUGCAGAUGUGUACCAUGACCUCAUCCAUUCCCCCGCCUCUGAGACUCUCCUAAACUUGGAACACAAUUACUUUGUUAGCAUCUCAGAACUGAUUGGUGAAAGAGAUGUGGAGCUGAAAAAACUACGAGAGAGACAAGGUGUCGAAAUGGAAAAGGUGAUGCAGGAAUUGGGAAAGUCCCUGACAGAUCAAGAUGUAAAUUCCCUGGCUGCUCAGCAUUUCGAGUCCCAGCAAGACUUAGAAAAUAAAUGGGCAAAUGAAUUAAAACAAUCAACAGCCAUUCAGAAGCAGGAGUAUCAGGAAUGGGUGAUAAAACUUCAUCAAGACUUAAAAAACCCCAACAACAGCUCCCUCAGUGAGGAAAUUAAAGUUCAGCCAAAUCAGUUCAGAGAAUCUGCAGAAGCAAAUGGACGGAUUUAUGAGGAACAGAGAAAGUUAGAAGAGAGUUUCACCAUUCACUUAGGAGCCCAGCUGAAGACCAUGCAUAACCUGCGGCUGCUGAGGGCCGACAUGCUGGACUUCUGCAGGCACAAGCGGCACCACCGCAGUGGCGUGAAGCUGCACCGGCUGCAGACGGCGCUGUCCCUCUACUCCACGUCCCUCUGCGGCCUGGUGCUGCUGGUGGAUAAUCGCAUCAAUUCGUACAGCGGCAUCAAGAGAGAUUUCGCCACGGUUUGCCAGGAAUGCACUGACUUUCACUUUCCCCGAAUCGAAGAGCAGCUGGAGGUUGUCCAGCAGGUGGUACUUUAUGCCAGAACCCAGCGCAGGAGCAAGCUGAAAGACGCAUACGAUUCUGGAAAUCGAAAUGGAGGAAGUGAUGAUAAAACUAAGAACGCCGAUCGGAACUAUUUAAAUAUCUUACCUGGAGAGUUCUACAUCACGCGGCACUCCAACCUCUCAGAGAUCCACGUCGCCUUCCACCUCUGUGUGGACGACAACGUGAAGUCAGGGAACAUCACCGCCCGGGACCCUGCCAUCAUGGGGCUGCGAAACAUCCUCAAGGUGUGCUGCACCCAUGACGUCACGACCAUAAGCAUUCCUCUCCUGCUGGUGCACGACAUGUCUGAGGAGAUGACUAUACCUUGGUGCUUGAGGAGAGCGGAGCUUGUGUUUAAGUGUGUCAAAGGGUUCAUGAUGGAAAUGGCUUCAUGGGAUGGAGGCGUUUCUAGGACCGUGCAGUUCCUGGUGCCGCAGAGUAUUUCUGAAGAAAUGUUCUAUCAGCUCAGUAACAUGCUGCCCCAGAUAUUCCGCGUGUCAUCAACGCUUACGCUGACGUCCAAGCACUAGCGCCUCGUAGACUGACGUGCUGGCAGAAGGUGGUUAGAACCUCCAGGAACUAGAGCUGGGCCGGGAUGCGGUCAGGCCAGAGAUCCCGGGAAGAAAACCUGCAACCCAGGCCACGAAUCAAAUCCUGAUAAGUGCCUGUUGAACAUUCCAGAAAUUCAUGUGCUGCACAGACUAGUCGUCAGUCCCUUACUUGCACAUUUGUUCUUAAAGUCUUUUUUAAACAAAAUGUCUUCUUUUUUCCUGCUGAUAAAUGUCCUGUCUGUGAAUAUUAGUGAAUUCAAACUUCCCAGACGUCACACAUGGACCCUGGAUGUAGGCGGUUUGUUCACUACAUGCUCAUGGAGGCGUUUGACUUUUCUAAAAGGUUUGAAUCGUAUCAGGUGCAGGACUUAGUUAACAUACAAAUAAAACCUUCCUUCCCCUGGUUUACCAAGAGAAAGUUAAAAAGCAGUGAAGUAAGUGUGCAUUGCAAGUGUGGGUUUCCUGUGAUAACCUUUUCGUAGAAACACAAAUAUACAUAUGAGACAAAUGUGAUUAGUCUCAAAUUCCCCUGUUUCAGAAACUUGCUUGUCAUGCACCCUUUCUAAGGUUUUAGGUUAAAAGUCAGAGACUCUGGACUCUUGACCAGUCUCACCCUCCCUCUGUGGCCCUGCCCGUCUGUCGGCAGCGUUGCCUGGGCUGAGAAAACGGGGCGCUCCUGUGCUCACCCGGUGGGGAGCUGGUCUCGCCAGCCCCCGGCAGUGUGUCAGUGCCCAUCAGCAUCCUGACAGGCGGACAGCGACAGGCAUCCUUACUUCUCCAUCCUGCCUCCUGCCCUCUCCUCUCCGAGUCGUCCUCCCUGCGUUCCCUUGUUGCUGGUAACUGUGUCCCCACUUCUGCCUCUGCUGCUUCGCCACCUUUUCCAUUGUCUCCCCUCGUGGAACUCCUCUCUCCGGUGCUGCAUAUCACCUGUCUGUAACACGUUUGCCGUGAGUACUGACUGCGUUGAAUAAAGGCAUUUACAAAAGCACUA
Camelus dromedarius (Arabian camel) is the source of this 2837-nucleotide messenger RNA. RefSeq names its product FERRY endosomal RAB5 effector complex subunit 3 (gene FERRY3). The record is from RefSeq and is a predicted model, not a curated record. The coding region runs from base 167 to 1825 and encodes 552 amino acids. Gene Ontology annotation, cellular component: cytoplasm. Lineage: Eukaryota; Metazoa; Chordata; Mammalia; Artiodactyla; Camelidae. The transcript has 14 exons. Gene Ontology annotation, biological process: regulation of mast cell degranulation.